UUGUUCUUAUCGUGGUGCCAUAUUGAUAUUGAUGAAAUGUCCAAAGUUUGGAGUCUGCCCCUCUCUUCUUGUGAAUAUGAGAAUUUCGUAAUAAUAAAAUCAUCUGUAUAAAAAUUGAUCUUUUCCUCUCUCGUUACCUUUAAAGCACAAAUAAGUGUAUUAUCCUGAUAACGAAUUAUUUGCGUACUAGUAUUUUUGAGAUGCGCGCUGAGUGCGUCUGACUGACAGUUGUGAAUACACGUCUGACCCCAAAACAAAGUCUCGCGUGAACCAGCAUUACGAGAUUACAGUGUAGGGAGGGCUGCAUGGAGAGCUGGAAAGACAAAACAAAAGCCACACAUUUCAACCAACAGGCGCUGGUCGCUUUCUAUUUUUUUGUAAAGCCAAACAAAUCUGAUUCAUUAUUCUUAUCGAAUUUUCGUUUAACGUCAAUAUUUUAAAAGUUUUGCAUCAUGCCGAGCAGCACGUCUCUGCUGGAGGCCGACGAGGGAGAGUCCGAGGUCCCACCGCCACUAGUGCACGCUUUCGCCGGUAUGGGCCUAGAGGAGCACCACAGCACCCAGAGCCGGACUCCCGAACAAGUAGAUGAAAGCCUCUCCUAUCACCAUCACCACCACCAGCAGCAGCUUCCCCCGGUUUCUCAUUUCAGCCUCCUCGGUACGGUCCUAGACUUGAAGCCUCUUCAUCGGCCGCCCUCGGGAGAUGAAGUGAACAUGACGCCCGAAGACGAAGAGACAGAAGUUGUAGCCGACUCCUCGUUGCUAGCGCAGGCCCACCGCCACCAACACCUCGCACCGGGGCCAGGUGGCUCCGGGAUGCCGUCCGGGAUGGAGCCGCCGCACGUCGAGACGGUCUUGCUGUACAACGGAGAGGAGCGGGAUGAUACCGGGGCUGGCGGCGGCGCCCUGCAGCCGGCUGGCAGCAUGGCGAGGCUGCCGCCCGGCGUGUACGGGGAGCCGGGCUACGAGGCCGAGGCUUCGCUGUUGGCUCGGCGGAAGAGCGUCAACACUACCGAGUGUGUGGCGGUGCCGAGCUCCGAGCACGUUGCAGAGAUUGUGGGCAGGCAGGGCUGUAAGAUUAAGGCACUCCGAGCGAAGACCAACACAUACAUUAAGACACCAGUGAGGGGAGAGCAGCCUGUCUUUGUUGUGACAGGCCGCAAAGAAGAUGUGGCCAUGGCUAAGAGGGAGAUCCUAUCAGCAGCCGAACACUUCUCCCUCAUCAGAGCCUCUCGAAACAAGACGGGCCCCCUGUCUGCAGCAACCGGACCAGGGACCCCCACUCUGCCGGGACAGACAACCAUUCAGGUGCGGGUACCAUAUCGUGUUGUUGGGCUGGUCGUAGGUCCAAAAGGGGCAACCAUCAAACGUAUUCAGCAACAGACCCACACCUACAUUGUGACGCCAAGUCGUGAUAAAGAGCCAGUGUUCGAGGUCACUGGGAUGCCAGAGAAUGUGGACCGGGCAAAGGAUGAGAUAGAGGCGCACAUCGCCCUCCGCACCGGAACCUGCGGAGGCAUUGAAACCCCUGGUGUAGACAACAAUGACUUUCAGUUCAACGGCACAGACGUCAGCUUUGAGAAUUCUGCAGCACCAGUUGGGUUGGGGGAGGUCGGGUGGCUUCAUGCAGGUGCAUCAUCACCAAGUGGUGGUUUGGUGCCACUGAGCGUCAACGGUACUCAGCGAAUCAAUAGCAAUAUUAACAGUGGUGUCCGGAUGUCUUCCACCUACCGAAACGACAGCUCCAGUUCUCUGGGCAGCGGCUCCAGCUCAGCUGAUUCUGUUCAUGGCGGCGGAAAUGGUAACAGAGUGGCAGAUUUAAGCCCGACCUGUCAGUUUAAUGCUAAUGCUAACAACAACAACAACAGUACUGGCGGCAGUACAAAUUUCUGGUUUGGAGAGAGCCUUCUUCCUGUGGGUUCUGAGGAGUUGGUCAGUCUGGGAGGCGGAGGAUCUUCCUCUGGAUUUGACCCGUUAACCAUCUCCACUGCCCAAGCCCCGCACCCGACUGCACAGCCACAAAUCUGGAGCCCCUUUGUGGACCACCAAAUCCCCCAGGCCUUUGAUGCUCGCCAGUCUCAGACAAGUCUGCCCGGGACGCCCCGGCUCUCUCCAACCUUCUCUGGGACAGAAGCCUUGGAGCACCCUCAGGCCCAGCGUGUUAACCGGGGGCCUUUUGGCUCCGUUGGGACCCUCGAUGUUCACAGGUUCCCCUCUUACAGUUCGGCCUUCUCCUCUUCCAGUGAAAGCACCGCCUCUUCCUCCUCCCCUCCUGAAUCCUCCCUCUCCUACCGCCCAGGGCUCGGAUCAGCAGGAAGAGGACAGGAGAUAUGCAUUCACUGUAUGGAUAACCAGGUGAUCGCUGCCUUGGUUCCCUGCGGCCAUAACCUCUUCUGUCUAGAUUGUGCCACCCAUAUAUGCCAGGGUCCAGACGCUGUUUGCCCUGUGUGCCUGUCCCCGGUCACACAGGCCAUACAGCUCCGCAACAUGUGAUUUAAUACAUUUACUUUGAUGGCUGAUGUGGGAUCAGCUUCCCCCAACACUUCCAAUUCAUAUUAUGUGUGGGGAAAUUACAAAACUGACCCCAAAUCAGUGUCUAGCUGUGUCCUCACCCCUGUUUUGUCCAAGCUGGUGUUUGGUUGACAAAAGGUGAGGAAGAAUAGGUGAAUUAGGAAUGAUCUGUAUUUAGGGCAUGAGUUAGGGUGUUCAGCCUGAUCUUGUGCCUGCUAUUGUGAAGUCUUCUUCCAUGAUUGAUUGAUUGAUCAAUGGGAGGGUUGGAAACCCUCUGUGUAGCAUUGGGUGGGGUGGGAUAUAUAUAUUUUUUUGCUCAUCAUGAUUUUUUAUUUACUUUUUCUCCCUGAAACAUCAGUUUCUGCCUACCUAUAUUUUAUCAAACAUGUUAAAUGUGCUUAGAAUUCUCUUAGAUACAUAGGCUUUCAGGUCAAAAUUAUUUUUGUCUACAUCUCAAUUUUUUUCCAUUUAAAAAAAAAAAAAAAAGUAAAAAAAAUUGCUGCUAUAGUUGUUUUUAUGUGCUAAAACGUGGCCCAGCCCCUUUCGCCUCUCAAUUUUUGUGCCCACUGCAAACUUAAAGGAAAGCAGAGGUGAGCAUGUUUACAUAAGAAUCCCACAUAUGAAUAUGUAUAAAUGAAUAGUAUUCUCCAUAAAAUUUGAAUGCCUACUGCAGUAAACUGGAUAUAAUGUACACAUACUGCAUUAUCCUGGCAAAUGCCACGCUAUCCCAGAUAAUUUCCUUAACUUUAUCAGGUGAUGUUUACAUGCUCCAGAUCAUAAAUCAGAAUUUCAGAGUAUUGCUGAUAUUAACAGCAUAUUGAUAGGCGUGCAAACACACCCACAGAGGGUUUUUAAACCAAUUGGGUUAAACCUGCAACUGCAAAGAUGUCACACUCCAAUGGCAAACUCCAUUGUUGCCUCAGGUUUCUUUAUUUCCCAAACUAGAACCAACAAGUGGGUAACUCUACUUUUGUAGAGUAUCAGGAUGUUACUCCACUUAAGUAUCGCCACGUUGCUUUCCGUUUCUACUUUAAAAAAACUGUUUACGGUAAACUCGUGCCUAAUUCCGUUCUGAGUAAACAAAAAAGAAACGACUGGUUCAGCGGACGCACAGUGUCGUUCUGUCUUAAAACACAAACUUGUGGCCUUUUUGGAAAGCCUGUAAUUAACUGACAACACUAUCUACCAAUCCAGACCUUUGGUCGAAAGAACACAAGCUGACAGAUCAAGGUCUUAAUGUAUUUGUCAAAGUUCAAUCUCUUAAAAGCAUCUCUGUGGAACAAAGGUUAUAUCACAGGGAUGUUUUCUUUUGCUUCCUUUUUUUUGUUUGUUUAGGGUUUCUCAAGUAAACCACCUAUUGCUUUAUCUUUUUACACACUCCCAUUUGGUUUAUUUCUGUUUCCAUAUUUAUUCCCUCAUGGUUUUUUGUUUUUGCCUCUUUUAAAAUUUCUCAGUUACAUCUUUGCUUGGGGAAACCACAUGCUGGUUUCAAGCUAGAAAGAUAUGCCUGAAAGGGACUUGAUUACUCCUUUGGAAACAUUCCUCCCCCCUGUGUAGUCACUUUUGUAGAUAGUAUAAGCAUGGCUAGAAUAGGGGAUAGCUUAGAUUGUUUUGAGGUGGGCUUGUAUGAGGUACUUAAACAUAGCCAUUAGCCUGACUCACUGGAUCUAGACUAUGGGUAAAGCCCCCCCCCUUUGAUUUGAAAAGAGCCUUGAUGAAUGUGAUGGCUUUAGUUACCAGUUGGAAAGAGCCGUCUAAUGGCAAGGUAAAGUGGAGAACAUGCUUAAACUGAUAUAGUUUUUAAGUGUACCAUGCUGGUACAAGGACUAUAGAUAAGUACCCCAUAAAACCUCACUUAAAAAUGUGAAAUAUCCCUUAAAUAAUAAAACUGGGAGCCCAAAGAGCUGGCUUUCUAUGAAGACAGUUGGAAUCUAGAACAAACCCCCAACAGACUUUUCAGUCAUCUCAAUAGUGUCCUUUGCUGUUACUUGAACUGCUUGAUCCUGUGGCCGUUUCUUCACAGCCAUUUUGUGUCCUUGUUGGUAAACAGUCCGCAAAAUUACAUCGGGAUGCAAAUUGAGACAACGGCCACCCACGUCUUGUCUACCAGGCCUAUGCAACAGUAGUAGUAUCAGUAUGGAGGAAGCACUAGAUAAAUUAAACUCCUCUUUGUUUUAAUUACAGAACUCAAACUAUCUUGGGUGUAAAACUUGUAGACAGGCCCUUCUGUUUUUACUACCACAUCUCACUUGGGGUUGACCUCCAUCAUCUGCUCUAAUACACUGAUGAGAUGUUUCGAUGGCACACACUUUGUUUCUCAUGUCUCAUCAGCUCUUUUGCUGCGGCCCUUUCCCCUACGCAGCAGAGCUUUCCCCAUAUCUUAUCAGACUAUUGACAAGUUUGAACUCAAAAAUCGCAUAUGUCCGUUCCUCUGCCUGAAAAGUGAAGAAAAGGUACAAAUUGGUGGAAAUCAUCUCAAAUCUUAGCUUUAAACACCAGUGUCUCCAGACUUUGUUCGACAGGGUCGAUUGAGUUGACGGACAUUUUGAAGGGGAAGCAGCUGGAAUGAUUUCAUCUUGGACUGUGCUGACACUACAGAAGUUCAAUACUGUUGCUUUACUUUGUGGACAUUGGACCACAGUCCGUCUAGCAUUCCAGCUGUAAACAGUAUUUGGGAGUUCUUUAAUUGCUUGCCCCCCCCCCCCCAUAUCUGCUUCUGCCCCCCUCGGGUCUUCUCUCCGUCCUCUUAUUUUACUUCUCAACGAAGGGUUGAUCUCUCUUUGCUCUCUUUCUCUCUCUCUCUGAGGGAAUGCAAUACACUGUCAGCCCUCGGUUUAUUGACAUGAAUCUAUUGACAUUUUUGUGUAUGUAUUAUAUGAUAUUACUGUUAAUGACUGAUAAAUAUACAGAACUUAUUUUUAUUUUGUUACAUUUCAUAUAUAUACAUAAAUAUAUCUAUAUUAAAAUGUUUACAAUAAGAUUUUAAUUUUUUUUAAACUUUUCUCUGAGUGGUUAAGUGAAUGAAGAGUUGGAAAUGCAGAAAUGUUGCAGGAGGAGGGUGUCAGUGCUAUCUGCUUGUAGUCUAGUUAUUAGUUUACAGUAUUGAUGAUAAUAGUAUUGAUAGCUGCCGUAGUGGAAAAUGGAAUGUGCAUCACGAGCAUGUCUUCAUAAUGUAUCGCCAAUGUAAAACACUGCAACUGUAAAAAGGCCAAGGAUUCAAGCUGCCCGUCAUGUCUGUACGCCACCAAAUUAAGAACGGUAUACUGUAAAAUGUAUCUUAGAUUAUCUAUAUAUAAAUACAUAUAUUGUUAAGCUGUACCAACAGUUCAAAGUAUUUGCUAAUUUUACUACACUUUUGUUAUGUAUAUGUAGGGGGAGUCUUAUGGCAUAUAAAUUCUUCAAAUUGAGUCAGGAGUUUAAAAGCAGACUAUAUUUUAUAACGGCCUUUUAAGUUAUUGCGGCCAAAGCACUGAUAUUAUAUAUUUGCUGUAAAGAGAAUUUAAGAGUUUUAUUUUUCUGAUAUUAAAGUUACUUAAUAAAGACGGUUUCAUUUUAA
Centropristis striata (black sea bass) is the source of this 6066-nucleotide messenger RNA. RefSeq names its product RNA-binding protein MEX3B-like. Lineage: Eukaryota; Metazoa; Chordata; Actinopteri; Perciformes; Serranidae. The transcript has 5 exons. The record is from RefSeq and is a predicted model, not a curated record. Gene Ontology annotation, molecular function: RNA binding. Bases 453 to 2492 code for a protein of 679 amino acids.